Molecule: messenger RNA, 324 nt
Organism: Phytophthora infestans T30-4
Lineage: Eukaryota; Oomycota; Peronosporomycetes; Peronosporales; Peronosporaceae
Exons: 3
Coding region: 1-324 (107 amino acids)
Source: RefSeq, a predicted model, not a curated record
AUGAUGACGAUGACGGGUGUCAAGUUCAUCUUUGCCCCGACGACGGAGGAGGGCAUCGAGAUUGAGCUGCUCGUCCCCGAUGGACUUGUCAUCACGGAGGAGGAGUUCAAGGCACUCAAAGCUAAGAGCGUGGAUGAAGUUAAGCUACUUCUCGUCGUCGGGACUCAUGUGAACGACCUACUUGUCACCAGCACGGACGACAGCAGGGUCUCUCAGCUCUUCGCCGACACGACUGUCCUGGAGCUCAAGGAUCUCGGUAACCAAAGCAACGCUCUGGGAAUGCGCGUGCCGUACGGCGAUCUCAGUGGCAAUCAGUUCGCCUAA